Molecule: messenger RNA, 1506 nt
Organism: Lotus japonicus
Lineage: Eukaryota; Viridiplantae; Streptophyta; Magnoliopsida; Fabales; Fabaceae
Product: growth-regulating factor 3-like
Exons: 3
Coding region: 184-1206 (340 amino acids)
Biological process (GO): DNA-templated transcription; regulation of DNA-templated transcription; developmental process
Cellular component (GO): nucleus
Molecular function (GO): oxidoreductase activity; ATP binding
Source: RefSeq, a predicted model, not a curated record
AAAAUAAUAAAAAGAAAGAAAUAAAGUUGAAGUUGAAAACCACUGUUGAGGGUGCAUUUAGUUUAAUGUAGAGAGAGCAUCCAUUUCCAUUAAUCCCUACCAAUACCCAUGGCUGAACUGGUUUUCCCCGAGGCAGUAACCGCCCUCUUCCUCCAUCACCUUCACUUCUCUCUCUCUCUCUAAAUGCCAGUUUCUCUCUCCUCGAUUCAACCCUCUUUCCUCAAACCCCAAUCCCAAAUGAUGAGCGUUCCUCCGCCGCCGGUGAUGUGGCCGCCGCCGUUCACGGUGUCGCAGUGGCAAGAGCUGGAGCACCAAGCCCUCAUCUUCAAGUACCUCAAGGCGGGUCUCUCUGUCCCUCCCGACCUCCUCGUACCCAUUCGGAAAAGUCUUCAGUUGAUGUCUCAUCCUCACUCUUCUCUUGGGUAUUAUGGGAAGAAGAUUGACCCAGAACCAGGAAGGUGCAGGAGAACCGAUGGCAAGAAAUGGAGGUGUGCAAAGGAUGCUCACCCUGACUCCAAAUACUGUGACCGCCACAUGAUACGUCGCCGGUACCGUUCAAGAAAGCCUGUGGAAUCUCAACCUCAACCUUCUUCUUCUUCUUCUUCUUCUUCACAACUUGCUGCUUCCACUGCUGGGUCUGGAAGCACUGCAAAAACUGCAUCUGCAGCUGUAACCACUUUCCAAAACAACCUCCCCUUGCACACCAAUGGUGCCCGUGAAGGUUUCAGCUUCACCCUUGGGAACUCUACCUCCCAACUUCACAUGGACACUUCCAAGAAACCUUACAGGUUUGAACUGACCAACGAAGCAGAGGAGCACAGCCUCUUACAGAAAGAUCUGGGAAGUGUGAAGUAUCAAGGUUAUGACUUUACCUCAGAUGGUAUGUGGUCUCACAUGCAUCAGAUUCCGUCAAACACUAUUUCAGAAUCAAGGAGUGGUUCUGCUAUAGUUGGCAACUGCUUCCAACAGCGAACAACCCGAGAUGCUGAACUGUUGAACCUUGACACUGCAAGGUCCAAGGAACUUGCAUUUAGUGGCCAGGUAUGUUCAGCAGGGCGCUUGAAACAGGAAUAUCAGUCCCCUCAGUCUCUCUUCAGUGACUGGCACUGGAAGAAGGAUUUAGGUUCUUCUGCCACUGCGUAUAGGCCCAACAAGGAUUUCAACUGCAACCCAGAUAUCAAUGCUGAUUCAAGUGGUUCUUUAUGAGGCUUUCAAGGAGUUUUCUGAUUUUAAUUUUAUCCCACGAUAUCUCAGUAUCCACCUGGUCCCCCCCCCCCCCACCCUUUGUUUUCCCCCCAACCAGUGAAAAUAUAAAUCCUCAGGCAGUGCUAAAUUUAUCACCCGUAGCGUUCAGAUAUCUGAGGAAUCAUGGUUUAAUUUUCAAGCUUCAAUGUGUUGUUCUGUUAUAUAUCUUAUAUACUUGGAAGAGUUAUGCUUUCUUCACCCUUAAACGUGUAAUAUUUGACUGUGGUUUGGUUUCUCUUAAUUGUAGCGUUCAGUUUGACU